CGCUAUUUAUAACACCGCGCAGCCGGGCAUGCGUGUUGCGAGUGCCUGUCGCAAUCACGUCGAAAGGCGCACACACGCAGCGCGAGUUGUCGUCGUCGCGUGACGUAUGCCGGUACUUUCACGAGCGACUGUACGCAGGCAUUAAUUCAGCAUUCGAUUGAUAGAGGCAGGUAGUGCUCGUUGCGCUUUCGUGCGACAUGGCUGUGGUUGGUGUCGGUUGCGGUUUUACCUUCGAUCGUCAAGUAUCGUAAAACGAAUUAGCCCUUUUGCAAUGCGCCGUUGGAUCACGAAUUGCAGGAUCGACGAUCGGGAAUAAGAAGUCCGUGCGCGGACUUUCGCGAUACAGCACAAUGUCCCAAAGAAAGAAUACUAAUGCAGCGGGGAAACUGAAAGGGAAGCGUUCGAAAGAGCUCAUGUCCUCUUCUAGUCUUUCCGGUAUGUCGCAAUUGUCCAAUAGCAGUGAGGAGACAUUGGAGGCCUUUGUACACAAACCCCAUAAAUCUGAUAAUUUAGAAACCGCAACGAAUAUACGAAGUGCACAGAACAACGAAUGGUUAAUAAGUAGACCGCAUGGAAACAAGGCGCCUAUUUUACGCUUUAAAUGUUCCGCUCUAGCCACGCCACCGGAGGACCCGCCCGCGAAGCAGCUGCAUAUGACUUACAAGAUCUUUCAAACAGACACCAAGCUCAUCAGUCUUCUGCUACAAUCGCACGGCUUGGUAGAGGUGCCGAUGAACGAGGCGGAUUUUAAUAUUCUAUGGAUGGGAAAUCAUCCGAAGCCAGAUGUCCUACGGAAUCUGAUGCCUUAUCAGAAAGUGAACCAUUUUCCCAGGUCUUAUGAGAUCACACGCAAGGAUCGUCUCUACAAAAACAUCGAAGCUAUGCAAAGGAGCAAAGGCCUUCGAAAUCUCGACUUUAUACCUCAAACUUUUUUACUGCCGGCCGAAGCCAGGGAAUUGAUCUCGGCACAUUUCCGAUAUAGAGGACCGUGGAUCGUUAAACCUAAAGCUAGCUCACGAGGCCGUGGUAUUUAUAUCGUUAACAAUCCCGAGAAGAUUCUGACAGACGAAUCGGUUAUCGUGGCACAGUACAUAAAUAACCCGCUUUUAGUCGAUGGACACAAGUGCGACUUGCGUCUCUACGUGGCUGUGACGAAUUAUGACCCCUUGCUAAUUUAUUUAUACGAGGAAGGUUUAGUGAGAUUCGCUACCGUCAAGUACGACGGCGGGAACCAAUAUAUCUGGAAUCCUUGCAUGCAUCUUUGCAACUACAGCAUAAACAAGUUCCACGUGGAUUAUGUAAAGAACGAAGAUCCGGAUGCCGAGGAUGUGGGACACAAGUGGACAUUGUCAGCAUUACUCAGACACUUGCGCUCACUGGGCCAAGACACGGAAUUGCUAAUGCAACGCAUAGAAGACAUUAUCAUAAAAUCCAUUCUCGCUACCGCAUCCGGGAUUGUUAGCGGCUUAAAGCAAUUCGUGAAACAUCCCGAGACGUGUUUCGAACUAUUUGGCUUUGAUAUAUUAAUCGAUGAUACGCUGAAGCCGUGGUUACUGGAAGUAAAUUUAACUCCCUCAUUGGGAUGCGAUUCGCCACUAGAUGUUAGACUCAAGUCAGCUUUGAUAGCAGACUUGCUUACUCUUGUCGGGAUACCUGCUGUUGAUCCAAUCCUGCGCCCUCAAAAUUUAAAUCGUGCUGCCGUCAAUUCCAAUAAAAGGAUAACUAGUUAUAGAAGGGUACAGUCCGCAGAAACAUUACCUCAGGGGAGGAAGGGCACUAAUAGAAGUAACGUAAAUAAGUCAGGCUUAAGUUCAGAGCAACAACGAAUAGUAGCGUCUGCCAAAGCGCAAUUCGAGAGGAGGGGUGGAUUUGUUAGAAUAUUCCCAAGUCCGAAGUCUUGGGAGCUCUAUUCGCAAUACUUGGAUCUGAUUACAGGUUCGCCGAUGAUGUCAGACCCACUUGGCCCGAGGAGGCUGCCGCAACAAGUCAAUACAAAUCAUAAUCUGAUGUUACAUGAACAAUUGUUCCCCGCAGCUAGUCGUGUUACCGGUUUUCUAAUACCAGAAGUAACAUUAGAUAGACUAUCUAGAUACGAGAGGUACGAAAGAGCAUUGGUAAAGGGUCACAAGCAAAGCUUGGAUCGUGAAAAUAAGGAGAACGUGGAUAUAGAUAUGCAUAAAUAUAAGAAUCAAGUGAUGCAAUCAAUGCAGGAAGGCAACAAACUCAGUCCCGGUGAAGCGAGGAAGGCCUUCGGUUUAUAUUUAGGUUAUAUAUUACGAAAAAUAUCACAGUCCAACGCAGACCCGGCAUGCUGCGAUCUCGUGAUGAAAUUCCUCCAACAUUCGUCCUGCAGCCUGAGGACGCCGUUUCUGUUCACGUUACCGUGUAGUAAGCUGAGCGACAAGGACCGAGCUGCCAUUACUGCGAAACAAUUGUCGGAUUUUUUACAUCUGUACAACAGAGAGACGGAUCUUUACGAGGAUACCGUGGAUCGGCCUCGUACCGUCCCUAACAAGCUCUUCCAAAAAUUUCUGGCCGCAGCAAGCGAGCAAGACCUCGACGACGUGUUGAUCUUGCAAACCCGGCUUUACAAAUGCGCUCACAGUUUCCUGGGAAGAAGCGGCUUCGCCGGCAGCCUGCGCGGCGCCAAUCUUCUCGGCUCUUUGCCGCACAUUACGUCGCGGGUGUAUUCCAAUGCCGCCGUAACGGAACAGUGCAAGUGUAACAAUCCAAUUAAUAGGUAACUCAAUUGGCAACUAACUUAUUCGCACUUUUCGCACACAAUUCUUAUAUACAAUUAUAACCCCACGUCCGUUCGAAUAGCAGCCCCGCGAGUGCCACGCAACUCCUGUAUCGGCAGUAUUUUAAUAUCAAUUGGCGAUCUCUCUUGCGCGUUAAUACUGUAACGAAUCCCUUCAUGUAGCACGUUGAAUGUGUUGGGCUGCUCGAUAAGUUCGCGCGGAUUUUUACAAAGGGUUCAAGGCCGAUGACUUUGACAAUUGGGCGUAACUUUAUUCAAUAAUGUAUUGACCAUUUUCUUGUUGACGGUAGGUCAUUAAAAAAAAAGAAAAAGCAACGAAAGCAAGCUAUGCUUGACUGUGGGAAUUUCGGCUUCAAGUUUUUCGUAAAAGUCUGAACUUAGCGAACAACCCAAUAUAAAGAAACAAAGAAGAAUAUUUUGGGUACUUUCUAAGUCUAUUCCGCUGAGUCAUGAAUAACUUUCGUGUUUUUCCCUCCAAGUUUAUUUUCGUAUAAAAUAUUGGACGAUGGAGCCUAAUAAUAAUGUGUGUAUUCGUCCUUAUUGAUACUUUUCUAGUAUUUUUCGAUAGACUCUUUCUGUGAGUGUCCAGGAAAAAAUCAAGCAUUAGUCUCGGUCCGAAGUUAUUUAUGACUCGAUUCAAUAUCAAGGGAGAUAGUAAACAAAAAAAAAGAGAAUCGUCUUUCUCAAAGUUCCGUUUGUGAAUUAUUUGUGUGUCGCUUAUCGUAGACACUAGUGAGCGUGCAAAAGAUCUCAAUUUAUUCGGAUAUUUCAAUUUAUUCCGUCUGAAUGUUUCAAGUUUGAAGAUUUUAGCGAAUGUUAUUUCUCACAAUGUUCGAAAAGAAUAUCGAUGAAUAAUGACGUUAAUAUAAUAACAUUUUACUUAUAUUAUCAUCUUCUAGGUAUAUCGCAGGACGUUGCCCGAUUAGAUGAGAAUUUUGCAUGCUUAUCACUUUUGUGGAUUUAUAGUCUUCACAAACCUCUUCACAAACGGUUUUUCGAGAGAAAGUCCCGUCGAACGUUAUGUCGGAUCUAAGCUACUGUACUUUACGCUCAUACGAAGAUGACGCUAGUAAUCAGGCGGAGCUUUACGGAAGUUUUCCUCAAUAAUAAUGCCAUUAACUACCGUUUUGCAUCGAAUAGAGUUCGGACUUUUUGACUAGUCUGUAACGUGAGAAAAAGGUCUGUUUCGCAUCGAAUAGAGAUCGGACUUUUUGAUUAGUCUGUAACGUGAGAAAAAGGUCUGUUGCCUAUAAACAUAAAGUUGACGGUAACAUAAUAUAUCAUGAUUAUUUCAUACAUCCCGUAUGGUGCGGCCCAAAGAUAUCGGGAGGUCUAGAGAUACGCAAAUCUGGUUAGCCUAUUUGUAUUUUACACAACGUUAUUUCGUAAUUUUCAUCAUGUAGUACGCUUGUCAAAUAUUCAAUCGGAAUGUUGUCAGAUAGUUAAUAAGAAUGGAUGUAGUUUUGUACUGAAAAUUAACAAGCCGUGAGAGAGCUAGAUAUUACACUAUAUAGUAAAUUAAGCUGAUAUCGCCGGCUCUCAUACGUGACGUAAAUAUUUAUAGGCUAAAUUCCGAAUUAACUUGAUACUUGAGGCUUUUGCGGUUUUCAAAUUAACCUACUAUAUCUUGGUUGACGUUUCGUUGAUUGGUGAGGUUCGACGAUGUGACAAAGCGAAACGAGCGUAAGACAAAUGGAUUUUUCCUUCUUCUGCUAUUUAUUUAGAACAAUUGACUUGUAUCCGUUAACGCAUCUCGAACCACCGCACGUAAGAAGACUCGGAAUUGUCGCCGAUUUCCACGCUCUAGCAGAUAAAUACAGUAGUAAGAUUUAAUCAAUUUUCCCGCAUCUUAGAUAGCCGUAAAUAUUUUAUUAGAAUUAUGUGACUAAACUAUAGUUAUAUGCGUGUCAGCCUGUGUUCGUCUCGUCAAAGAGAACGUGUUCCUCUAUUAAUACCUAUUAUCCUCGGCGUAAAAAUUUCCGACGAUAUUUUCCAUCGAUUAUAUAUUGCUUAUAUCUAGUCAUAAUUAAUGAAACGCGAGAUUUUACAGAUUAUUGACAAUCUACACAGGGAAGGAGAUAGGAAAUCCUUCAAUUCUAUCAUUUGAAUAGUUUAACUUAAUUUUUAGGUAUAAGUCGAGUAAUAUAUUGUACUUACAAACGGCAAUUAAAAUAAACAUAAUGUAUCUACAUCUCUUUCGGAUCGCGCAAGUCAAAUGUCUAACUUAAAUUAAGGUCAAGUGCAUUUUUCGGACUUGUGAUUAUUCGAUUCUAAUUCCUGGUCAGUAUUUUGAAUAAAUGGUCAGUAAUUUAUGACAAGUAUCAGGACUUGUUACGAUACGUGUUCGUUAUUACGAUAUGUGUUCAAAAAAUGCACUUUUAACAUUGUUAUUGGGUUGCUGCGAUAACAAUGUAAAUGAUCAGUAUUUAAAACAGUCUGCUGGAAAGUGCUAUUUUAUUUCACUAGUGGUAUUUAUCUAUUUAUUGAACAAGUUACCAUACAUUUAUCAAAGAAAUACUGACCGACAUAUAUAUUUCUAUUUUUAAUAAAAUCAACGAAAAAUAUAUAUCCUUUGUAAGUCACACUCGAAAAUAGCAAUUCAUAGUUCAAUCAAUAGUAAAUACACGGCAGCUUAGGCAAACUUUGUUAGUAUUGCAUUAUUUAUGCAUCGCUGUAUUGUAUUUCGAUGAUAAUCUUACAGGAUGAAACGUGCGAAAUGUACACCGGACUAUUACAAAUUAUUGCGAAGAAUACAUUAUACAAAUUGUACAUUACUCUAUUUGCUAACAUUAAUGCGAGAUGCUCGUUCGUAGUUACAGAUUGAAAUUUCGUAAUUCUCUAUUAAAAUCUAAAAUUCUCUAUUAUCCAAAUAUUUUGUCGGAAAUUAAAAAAAAACUGUUCUGAACACAUAUAAUAAAUAAAAUAAAAUAAAUAACCCAACAUUUUUGCAAUUUAUCGCAGACAUAUAUCGUGCAGGUGUGCACACGCACAUUUAAUGAAAAGAUCAGCCGACUACUGACAAUCGCUAGAGUUCACAUGUUGUUAUAUUAACACGAACUGUUAAUACUGUCGACACAAGAAACGUAAAUAGAUGAAGUGCAAAUAAAAUUAUGUAAUAAUUCCGCUUGAAACGCAAGCUCGUUCAACUUGUACGUUUUGUCACUCCCACUCGACAUUUCAUAGCACAAAGUACUAAGGUAACAUACGAAGUCAGACGAGUUUAUGUUCUAAACAGAAAAUCACAUAAAUAAAUUGUUUUAUUCGCGAA
Messenger RNA from Dinoponera quadriceps, 6029 nucleotides. It is a transcript of the gene TTLL5, whose product is annotated as tubulin polyglutamylase TTLL5. Gene Ontology annotation, cellular component: cilium. Gene Ontology annotation, molecular function: tubulin binding; tubulin-glutamic acid ligase activity. The coding region runs from base 351 to 2744 and encodes 797 amino acids. Lineage: Eukaryota; Metazoa; Arthropoda; Insecta; Hymenoptera; Formicidae. Gene Ontology annotation, biological process: microtubule cytoskeleton organization; protein polyglutamylation. The record is from RefSeq and is a predicted model, not a curated record. The transcript has 15 exons.